GAAAGUGAAACCAAGUUGAACAAUGGUACAGAAACGUUAACUAUCUAACCUAUCUGGCUUUAAUCUCACAACAGAAUAUUUCUUAAGUCAUUGUAAGAUUGUAGUGAACACAGCUGAUAUUCAUUCACAGUGCUUAAAGAGGGCAAAAUCAAUGGCAAAAUCUUCACGAGCAAAGAGAAGAAGAAACAAGAGUUUAAAUGAAUCUCAAUUGAUGUCAUCCUCCAGUGAUCCAAUGACUGAAGAGCUUCAGUGUUCAAUCUGUCUUGAUGUGUACAAUGAUCCAGUCAGCACUUCAUGUGGACACAACUUCUGCAAGAUCUGUCUGAAUACAUACUGGGACAACAGUGAGAACUCCAGCUGUCCAAACUGUAAAGAAACAUUCAACAAGAGACCUGAUCUCAAGAUUAAUACAACACUUAGAGAAGUUGUGCAUCAUCAUAAGAAAACUGCAGAGAAACCUGAAGUCCUCUGUGACAUCUGUGAGGAAGUAAAGCGGAAGGCUUUGAAGUCCUGUCUGCUGCUGGCGGAGAUGGAGGAGAAGCAAAAAGCAGCAGAGAAACAGUAUGAAGAUCUCAUUAAAGACCAGGAGCAGAAGAUCACUGAGCUGAAGAGAAGAAACACUGAACUGGAGAAGAUCACAAAAACUAACCUUAUACAGGUCACUGAAUCUCUCUCUUAUCAGUCAUGCAACUCUUUAAUAACUUCAUUGAGUUCUUAGUUACAGUAUACUCACGGAUUUAAAUUUUUGGUAGAUGCUUUCAUCCAAUAUUACUCUUAAGCACAUGAUUUUGGUGUUGCUCAUAUCUACUACAAAUCCGACUAACUACUCUUGACAAUCACAUCACUUUCACUGUUCAUUUAACCACUGUAUCAUCUUGGUCUCAGACAUUUUCACAAGUUAAUGUAUAGAUUGCACAGCUCAUGCAGAUAAGAAGUGUGUUAGACAAUGUUGAGAAAUCAAAUUUUUGAUUGUAGACUCGAUCUGGGCAAAUCUCAGCAAGUCUUUUUCUCAGGGGUAACAUCUACAAAAGUCUCCGUUUCCUCUCUAUUAGAUCUUGCUGAUUGUGAUUAUCAUGUC
Molecule: messenger RNA, 1078 nt
Organism: Misgurnus anguillicaudatus (oriental weatherfish)
Lineage: Eukaryota; Metazoa; Chordata; Actinopteri; Cypriniformes; Cobitidae
Source: RefSeq, a predicted model, not a curated record